Sciurus carolinensis (gray squirrel) is the source of this 3472-nucleotide messenger RNA. RefSeq names its product zinc finger and BTB domain containing 48 (gene Zbtb48). The record is from RefSeq and is a predicted model, not a curated record. NCBI's taxonomy places the organism in Eukaryota, Metazoa, Chordata, Mammalia, Rodentia, Sciuridae. Gene Ontology annotation, cellular component: nucleus. The coding region runs from base 119 to 2185 and encodes 688 amino acids. Gene Ontology annotation, biological process: regulation of transcription by RNA polymerase II. The transcript has 11 exons. Gene Ontology annotation, molecular function: RNA polymerase II cis-regulatory region sequence-specific DNA binding; DNA-binding transcription factor activity, RNA polymerase II-specific; protein binding.
GGCGUCUGCGCACGGUGGGCGGGGCACGUCGGGCCGUGACAGUUGGUCCGUGGGCUGUGGAAGGGAAGAGACGGAAGUGGGGCCGGUGCAGCGGGUGCAGGAAGGACCGGUCCGGACCAUGGAUGGCUCCUUCGUUCAGCACAGUGUGAGGGUUCUGCAGGAGCUCAACAAGCAGCGGGAGAAGGGCCAGUACUGCGAUGCCACCCUGGACGUGGGGGGCCUGGUGUUCAAGGCACACUGGAGUGUCCUCGCCUGUUGCAGCCACUUCUUCCAGAGCCUCUAUGGGGAUGUCCCAGGGGGCAGUGUUGUCCUCCCUGCUGGCUUCUCUGAGAUCUUUGGCCUCCUGUUGGAUUUUUUCUACACUGGUCACCUCGCUCUCACCUCAGGGAACCGGGAUCAAGUGCUCCUGGCAGCCAGGGAAUUGCGAGUGCCAGAGGCUGUGGAGCUGUGCCAGAGCUUCCAGCCCAAAACUUCAGUGGGACAGGCAUCAGGUGGCCAGAGUGGGUUGGUGAAACCUGCCUCUCGGGAUAUGAACAGCCACCUCAAGGAGCCCACAGACUUGGAGGAAGAGGAAAUUACAAGAACUCUCGGGCUAGUCCCCAGGGAUCAGGAACCUAGAGACAGUCGCAGCCCCCAGAGACCCCAGCUCAUCUCCCCUAUUCAGAGUGAGAGCCCCUCCUUCCUCUCUGGAAAACUCAAGCAGGCUCUGAAGCCUUGUCCCUCAGAUGACAAAGAGUCUGAGGACUGCAAAGUGCCCCCAAGGCCCUUUGAGACUGAAGGUGCCCAACUGCAGGGCGGGUGUAAUGAGUGGGAAGUGGUGGUUCAAGUUGAGGACGACGGGGAUGGCGAUUACGUUUCUGAGCCUGAGACUGUGCUGACCAGGAGGAAGUCAAGCAUAAUCAGAAAGCCCUGUGCUGCAGAGCCAGCUCUGGGUGCAGUUUCCCUAGCAGCCGAGCCCGCUGAGAACAGAAAAGGUACAGCGGUGCCGGUUGAAUGUCCCACAUGUCAUAAAAAGUUCCUCAGCAAAUAUUAUCUAAAAGUCCACAACAGGAAACACACUGGGGAGAAACCCUUUGAGUGUCCUAAAUGUGGGAAGUGUUACUUUCGGAAGGAGAACCUCUUGGAGCAUGAAGCCCGGAAUUGCAUGAACCGCUCAGAACAGGUCUUCACGUGCUCCGUGUGCCAGGAGAACUUUCGCCGGAGGAUGGAGCUGCGGGUGCACAUGGUGUCCCACACUGGGGAGAUGCCUUACAAGUGUUCCUCCUGCUCCCAGCAGUUCAUGCAGAAGAAGGACUUGCAGAGCCACAUGAUCAAGCUGCAUGGAGCCCCCAAGCCUCAUGCUUGUCCUACCUGUGCCAAGUGCUUCCUGUCCCGGACAGAGCUGCAGCUGCAUGAGGCUUUCAAGCACCGUGGGGAGAAGCUGUUUGUGUGUGAGGAGUGUGGGCACCGGGCCUCGAGCCGCAAUGGACUGCAGAUGCACAUCAAGGCCAAGCAUAGGAACGAGCGGCCAUACGUCUGUGAGCUCUGCAGCCACGCCUUCACUCAGAAGGCCAACCUCAACAUGCACCUGCGCACGCACACGGGCGAGAAGCCCUUCCAGUGCCACCUCUGUGGCAAGACCUUCCGCACCCAAGCCAGCUUGGACAAGCACAACCGCACCCACACGGGUGAGAGGCCCUUCAGCUGUGAGUUCUGUGAGCAGCGCUUCACGGAGAAGGGGCCCCUCCUGAGGCAUGUGGCUAGCCGCCACCAGGAGGGCCGGCCCCACUUCUGCCAGAUCUGUGGCAAGACCUUCAAAGCUGUGGAGCAGUUACGUGUGCACGUCAGACGGCACAAGGGGGUGAGGAAGUUUGAGUGCACUGAAUGCGGCUAUAAGUUCACCCGGCAGGCCCACCUGCGGAGGCACAUGGAAAUCCACGAUCGGGUGGAGAACUACAACCCACGGCAGCGGAAGCUCCGCAACCUGGUCAUCGAGGACGAGAAGAUGGUGGUGGUGGCCCUCCAGCCACCUUCAGAGCUGGAGGUGGGCUCUGCUGAGGUCAUCGUAGAGUCGCUGGCCCAGGGCAGCCUGGCCUCCCAGCUUCCUGGUCAGAGACUGUGUGCGGAGGAGAGCUUUGCUGGCCCAGGGGUCCUGGAGCCCUCCCUCAUCAUCACGGCUGCUGUUCCAGAGGACUGUGACACAUAGCCCACCCUGUCUGCUUGGUCCCGGCCAAUAAACCAGCUGGCUUUGGACUCGAUGGCUCCAGCCUGUGCAGCAGUGUUUCCUGACGCCCUGCAACUGCAGGCCUGGACUCCAGUGGAGUGCUGCUUUCUUCCGCCUGCACCUUAGUGGCGCCCUGUCCAGUCCUCUGGACCUCGCAGCUUCCCCAGCUCCUCAGCUGAACAAGACGUGAUGGGGGCAGCCUCGGGUGCCCAGCCCUCCGGCUGGAUUUGUCCCACAUCUAUCUUCUGCCCCCCUUUUUUCCUCCUCCUACCCCUGUUCUUUCAGGAUUUCAGAACUGAUAGCGUUGGCCAGAGUUGGUAGUGUUCCUGUUUUAUUGGAGGUGACACCAGGUAGAAUUCAUUACUAAGCCUCUGUGGAGUAGCCAGGGCCCGUGAUGAUGGCUUCACUGGCAGCCCAGUUCAGGAAUGUCUGAGCACGCCUGGGGACCCGAGGAAGGCCGGGCUCCUGGCUAAGCAGGCUCUAUCCCUUAGGAGUACCUAGCUCGGUCUGUGUCUAAGGGACCUGGGUGUAGGCAAGGCCAGGCUGUGGACGGGGAAGGGCCAGGUUCUGCAGCCAUGGGUGCUGAGUUAUGGAGGAGAGGCACAGUGCGCUGGCAGACUGCCUGUGUGCACGUUUCUUCCCCACUUCUUUCAUUUCUAGCCCUGUGACCUGGGCAAGACACUGCUGCAUCUCCAUCUUUUAAUGGGAUUAGUAUCAUGCUAUAUACUUUGCAAAGGAUUAAAUGAGAAAGCUCACUGAAUAAUAAACCACUGCAGAAUGUAUCUGGGGACUGGGGGUUCUCCUCUGAGGAUGUCACACACCACAGAGGUGCAGACUGGGGCUGGGUCUUCUCCGCUGGCCACUUGGGUUUUCUCACGGCAUGGUGGCUGGGUGCCAAAAACAUAUCCCAAAAGCCAAAGCUGCAAGGCCUUUCUAUGCUCAGCAUUGGAAGUCAUGAAGCAUCACCUCUGUCCAUUCUGCUGGCUGAGGCAGUCACCAGUCUCUUCCAGGAGUGCAGAGGGCGCAUACACCCUCUGGCCACUUGACAGAAUGUGUGUCAAGGAAUCUGGACACAUUUGUAAACUGCCCUACCCGCAGAGUAGCCUGAAUCAGUGGUAACUGGUUCAAAUGGUCAUGACCCCAGUGGCCAGAGCUGGGCGCUGCAGAAAUCCAUCACUGGAAGGUUCCUGGACUGCAUGACCCCAUUCACAAUGCUCCUAGAGCUGGAGGCUAGGAAGAUGUUUUUAGACUCAGGGCCUUGUGCAAGUG